AUGGUGAGCAUUUCAAUUCUUAAGGGCAAAAAAAAGGGGACGGAGCGCCCAAUUGAAGUGACGCACCACAGUUAUGCAGGGGGAAGGCAUGAAAAGACCAAAAGGGGAACAGCUGGAGUGAAAGAGGUACUAACGACCUGUAGUUGCUGUGGAACCCCACUGCGGCAUCCGGAGGUGGUGAAGAAGAUAAAAUGCGUCAAAUGUCACUGCACUCUCGAGUUGUCGCUUAGGACUGCGCAGACGCCUGUUCAAGCAGCGAUUACACCAACUACUUUGACACCGCAAGAUUUCUGGGAUGUCUCCAGCGCCUGCGUGCUGCAAUAUACAAAUGAACCACGGCACGGGACACUGGAUGUGGAUAGCAAGCAUGGGAUAUUCGUUCCCAUCGAGGAUUUCAUCCAGCGGCUCUUCGCAAAUGUCUCAAGCCUGAACGCGUUUUGUACAAACGGUACCAAGGAGCUGGAUUUUAAAUGCAUUGGCAGGUUUUAUAAAAGGAUUAUCGAGCUCCCUACGAGUAGACCUCUCUAUAAACUAUUGAUUGAGAGCAACGAGCGCCUGAAAAGGCCACAUGUGCGCCUAUCGCCAGACGCAGAGCCGACCUCAAUGUUCAGUCAGCUCUACUGGGUUUUGAUGAUUUUCGAGAACCCGCUGCUCAAGAACUGCCUUUUGUUUUCCGCUAAUGGAGAACAUUCGCACUUCCUGACGCCCCAAAUACGUGCAAUUCUCUACGAGAUUAUGAAACGCUGUGUGGGGUACUUGGCCAUGGUGAAUUCAGCCACGGGGAAGGACUUUGUUUCUCACCUCCAAAGAUUAAGCAUCGUGCAUUUUGGAUCCCAUGUUGACUUGAUUAAUCUCUACGUCACGUUCCACUUCUCCAGGAUCCUCAACAAGAGAGCAAAGUCUGCUGCCUGCUUGGAUAGUCCAGGUCUUGAUGAGUUUUGCUCCAACCUGAAGCUGAACCCCGAGAACUCAGGCAACGAUUUCGAGACUAUACCUCAAAUGGUGAGCAAACUUUGGAGGAGAGAGGACAGCCGCGGGGUUGAGCUGCCCUCUUCUUUUAAAUUUCAUGUGGCAGAGUACGGUAACGAUUGGCACGUUAAAACGGCAGCAAAGCUUGCGUUCUUUUAUUUCGUUGCAAACCAGUGCAAAAAAAAGUGCCCUGUGUCGCGCUUUUACAAUUCUCUGUUGGAUUACUUGGACCAUAAGAAGGACUUUGAGCAGUGGAGGGCCCGGCAAAAAUUGCGCUCCCCUUCUUCUUCGCCUCUGUCCACGAGCAUGUUUGAGGACAUCCUGAUGCCUCACUACUUCGGCCCCUCCAGAAGACCAGAGACUGACUUUACCAUGUGCCAACAUGCCUACUUACUGUCAUUGGGCACCAAAAUUUUGGUGAUGGAGUACGAGACACGAAAAACCAUGGAGUACAAUGCAGAACAAGCGUUUCUAAAGGCUCUGGAUAAAAAACAAGUGAUUGAUGUGUAUUUUAGAAUGAGAGUCCGCCGCGACUACGUUUCCCAGGAUUCGCUGCGCUGCAUAGAAACACAUCACGCAGACUUAAAAAAGUCCUUGAGGGUCGAAUUUGUAAACGAACCUGGUAUUGAUGCCGGAGGCCUCCGAAAAGAAUGGUUUUUGCUGCUGACCCGCGAGCUAUUCAAUCCUAGUAGUGGUCUUUUCAUAGUAGUGGAAGAAAGCCGAUUUUCGUGGUUCAACAUGGCUUACAAGGACGUGGAUUUUGGACCGGAAAACGCAGAAAAGCUCUACUAUCUGUUUGGGAUUGUACUAGGACUUGCUAUCUACAAUGGUACCAUCUUAGACCUCUGCUUUCCGAUGGCUCUCUACAAAAAGCUUUGCGGAGAGCCGCUCAAUGAAAGGGAUUUUUUGGAACUUUAUCCAACAACAGGGAAGAACCUGAUCAAAAUGAUGGAGUAUGAUGGGGACGAUUUUGAGGACGUCUUCUGUCUCAACUUUGAGAUCACGUAUUCAAACACAUGGGCCACACGCAUCCACAGACAAGAGCUCUGUGACGGUGGCGCCAAAAGGCAUGUCACACGCGAGAAUCGUAGCGAAUAUGUAAGGCUUUGGAUGGACUUCCACAUGAACAGAGCUAUCAAAAGCAGCUUCGCAGUUUUCUUGAAUGGGUUUCGGCGGGUUGUAGAGAGCGAUGCGUUUAAACUCUUCACGUCUGAGGAGCUGGAGCAGCUGCUGUGCGGCAGCCACGACAGAGACAUAGACGUCAACGUCCUCAAGAGCGUGGCAAAAUACGGCGCCAGCAUCACAGCAGAGUCAAGAAUAGUGAGAUGGUUUUGGGAUACAUUCCAAGAUUUCAACUUUGAACAGAAAUGUAAGUUGCUCGAGUUUGUUACCGCGUCAGAUCGUAUUCCUGCUACAGGUAUCUCGACCAUCCCCUUCAAGAUAAGCAAGCUGGGCGGUGACUCCGAAAAAUUACCACUCGUGCAUACCUGCUUCAACGAAAUCUGCCUGUAUGACUACAACUCCCAGCCCAAACUUCGGCACAAGCUGAUCCUUGCCAUGAACGAAUCCGAGGGCUACGCAUUCAGAUGA
Molecule: messenger RNA, 2559 nt
Organism: Lachancea thermotolerans CBS 6340
Lineage: Eukaryota; Fungi; Ascomycota; Saccharomycetes; Saccharomycetales; Saccharomycetaceae
Gene: HUL4
Product: putative E3 ubiquitin-protein ligase HUL4
Exons: 1
Coding region: 1-2559 (852 amino acids)
Biological process (GO): protein polyubiquitination
Molecular function (GO): ubiquitin protein ligase activity
Source: RefSeq, a predicted model, not a curated record